UUAGAGGAGCAGAGAGCAGCAGAGCCGUCGGUGCUCCGCUUGUCUGUGUCGGCGGGAGAGACGGGCAGCAUAACUCAGGAUUCAGCGAAGAUGGAAAUAAGUCUCUGUUUUCGAUUAUCUCCCUUGUGCGCCUUCACAGCCGUGUUGUAACCUUCGCGGCGACUUGAUUGUGUUUUGUACAUUUUUCCCCGUUUUUUUUUUUUUUUUUGGAACCAGCCAAGCGCCAGCUAGCUUAGCGGCCAAUACUGUCAGACAAACACAGGUACAAGGAGAGGAGAGAGGAGGUUGACAAAGGAAGGUGGCGAGGAAACGAUGAACCGCUUUCGAAAGUGGCUGUACAAGCCUAAGAGGACGGACCCUCAGCUCCUGGCCCAGUUCUACUACGCUGAUGAAGAACUGAAUCAAGUGGCCACCGAGCUGGACGGCCUCGAUGGCAGGAAGGACCCUCAGAGAUGUACCCUGCUGGUCAACCAAUUCCGCUCUUGUCAGGACAAUGUGUUGAACAUUAUCAAUCAGAUCAUGGAUGAAUGUAUCCCCGACGACCGGGCCAACAGAGACUUCUGCGUCAAGUUCCCCGAGGAGAUUCGUCAUGACAACCUGGCAGGGCAGCUAUGGUUUGGGGCCGAGUGUUUGGCUGCCGGCUCUAUCAUCAUGAACAGGGAGAUAGAGAGUAUAGCGAUGAGGCCCCUGGCUAAGGACCUUACUCGCAGCUUAGAGGAGGUACGUAACAUCACCAGAGACCAGGCCCUGAGAGACCUCAACUUGUACUCAGACCGAAUGAAGGACGCUCUGCGACAUUUUGACAGCCUUUUCGCUGAGUUUGAGCUCAGUUAUGUGUCAGCCAUGGUGCCUGUGAAGUCUCCCAAAGAAUAUUAUGUACAGCAAGAGGUGAUUGUGCUCUUCUGUGAGACUGUGGAGAGGGCCCUGAAGCUGGGCUACCUCACACAGGACUUGAUCGAUGACUAUGAACCCGCUCUGAUGUUUACAAUUCCCAGACUAGCCAUUGUGUGUGGGCUGGUUGUGUAUUCAGAUGGGCCUCUCAACCUUGACCGAAAACCAGAGGACAUGUCCGAGCUCUUCCGACCGUUUCGCACUUUAUUGAAGAAAAUCAGAGACCUGCUGCAGACCCUGACAGAGGAGGAGUUGAUCACACUGGAGAAGAAUCUGUGUAUCUCUCAGGAUGGGGAGUUGUCCACGGGCCAGGCACUGGCCACAAACAGCUCACAAUCUCCAGUCCAAGAGAAUCACUCAUCUUGUAAACCCUCUAAUGACACCUCUAAGGGGGAGAGUGAGGGGGAGCAGGAGCAUCUGGCUCUGUUUGUCUGUCCCAGCCAGGAGGAGGAGCAGACGGAAGUGGAAAAGGCCUGGGAGGAGGUGGAAACAGAGAGGGGGGAGGAAGAACAGGAGCAGGGCCUGCUGUGUGAGGAGGCAGAGGAAGCUGAGUUGGCCUGCUCCAUGCAGUACGAUGAGGAGGAGCUGGAGCAACUCAACAUGAUGGUGUACCGCGUGGGAGACGAGAUGUCCACCCUGCUUUCGCCUCCCAGCCAGGGUCAGUCCCCGGCACACCAACCAGGCAGAGGAGACUCCAGCGGGGCUUCCAGCUCAGAGGCCUCACCUCGAAGGCUCCUGGUGAGCCGGGGAAGGACAGGCUUCUAUGUAGAGGAGGAGGACAGGGUCUUCCUGAUGGAGGACCUUGACGCAGCAGGAGACAUCACCAGCAUCUCAAGAGAGGCGUUUAGUUGUGUCGCCUCUCCAUCCAAAACACCUUCUGCAGUUCGCCCUGUGCAGCGUAAACCAAGCCCACGGCUAGACUCUAACAGGAAUGGCUGGUUAUCUGAGGCCCAGUCAGAGCAGCCAUGCCCACAGCCACGGAGCCUCAACGGACACUGUCCUCAUGCAAAGCCACCUCCUUGCACCUCUGCUCCUGGCUCAGAACCUCUGCCUUACACUAAUGGAUGGGACAUGGGUUUGGAAGGGACAGCGUCUGAAACAGCUGAGGUCAUUGCCCACCGCAUGGGUGGGAUGAAGCUGUCCGCCACGGUCAUCUUCAACCCUCACUCCCCAAGCUUGUCAGAGCUGGCCGUGGACAAGCUGCUUCUGCCGCGGCCUGCUCCCUCUGAGGUCGAGCCAUGCGGUCCCCUGGUGGCCACUCACUGCCUGCUCAACUCUUGUGUCUGCUGCGGGAGCUGCGAGGACGGCCAUGAGGACGCCAUCACCACUGAGAACACUGGACUCGGGUUAGGACUUGCCCUGGGGUUGGACAAACACUGUAAGAUGGCAGCCCCCAGCACUGUCAUCCAGUCCUCUGCCUGCCGGCUUCCCCCACGAGGUCACGAGUCUAAUAAUAAGGGAGGGCUUGCCCAGUUUACUCCCCCUUCCUCUCGCUCUUCUGCAGAAACACUGGACGAGGAUUCUAACUAUCAGCUCUGUGAGAAGUGCCUGUUGGAGCCUAAAGUGCCAGGGCACCAUGCACAGGACUGUGGCAUCAGCAAAGGGGAUGGAGCCUCCCCCUUCAACCACCAGUUGGAGACAGAGAAGAGGCAGCAGGCCAGUGGAGGCCGACAAAGGGACAAAGAUACUGAGAAUGACAGGUUGGGAACUAGAGACUGGAAGAGGGAUACCAAAGAGGACAGCAGGAGAAGCUCCAGUUUUCAGAGUUCCCCCCUCAGCUCUGUGUCAGGUAGUGACUGUGAGAGUGUGUCGGUCACCACAUGUAGUCUGUCAAGCAGUGCGUACACUCCCAGCCCUGUUAGCAGUUUGACACCCAGUUCUGGUACGUCUGAAGACCAAGACCAUCAAGAGAUCCAGUUGGCCCUGCAAGAGGCUAAGAUGGCUGCCAGGAACAAGAUCCGAUCCCGUUUCCACAGCAGCAGUGACCUCAUCCACCGUCUCUUUGUUUGUAUAUCAGGUGUUGCUGAUCAGCUGCAGACCAAUUAUGCCAGUGACCUUCGCAGCAUCCUGAAGACUCUAUUUGAAGUCAUGGCAACAAAGUGUGAGCAGGGAGACAAUGAUAAUCAAAAGAAAGCAGGUCCCGUCCUGCGUAGUGCCGUCCUCGAGGACUGUGCUCUUUGUCAGGAGACCAUUUCCUCAUCAGAAUUGGCAGCAAAGGCCCGGGAUGGCCAGUUCGAAGACCCCCCGGACUGGGUCCCUGAUGAAGCCUGUAACUCCUGCGUUGCUUGCAAGGCUCCCUUUACCGUCAUCCGCAGAAAGCAUCACUGUAGAAGCUGUGGAAAGAUCUUCUGCUCUCGCUGCUCCUCCCAUUCUGCUCCUUUGCCCCGGUAUGGCCAGGUGAAGCCUGUCAGGGUUUGCACACACUGCUACAUGUUUCACGUCACUCCCUUCUACAGCGACAAGUCCGGCAUCUAACCGCUGAUGAUCACCAAAAGCACAAAGUAGAGAGAAAAUGCAACAGACAUGUCCAAGGCUGUGUACAAAGCAGACUGCUCAUUGUAACAGCUCAGCAAGGCUUCAGGGUAAGACCAUACAGAUGACAGAACAGAGACAGGAGACGCACAGCCGCGAGUCACCCUGUUCCUGUUGCUUCACAGGGAUCGGUGCAUCACUGCAAACCAAAGGGUUUGAUUUCAGCGCAAAGUCGACACACAAAUGAUUCACAAAUGCCUGACAGACUGUAGAGGUGCAAAAGGGAGAGUGCAUGAACAGGCAGUAACAGAUUUUGAACUGGCAAUGUGCAACAGUCCUCUGUACCAUUUAGCAGCACAAAAUCAAAGCUGGCUACCUGGUUUGAUCCGUUGCUUUUGGUAUAAUUGAAAGGAAAUGUGACAAUUUUUUAAAUCAUUGCUUUAGUGAGCUUCCUACUUUUGUGCCAGAGCUCCAGCAGGACUCAGAUUACACUAAAGAAUGUAAGUCAUGAUAACUAUGUAAAUAAGGAUAAAUCUGGUCAAAGCUACACUACAAUGUCUCCAGUACACAGCUACUACUUAUAUGGGAACUGGAGAGCAAUCAUCACCAGGCUUCCAGUCCCAGCAAAGCAAAAAUGAACAACUGACAGCUUUUAUAAUGAGAUUUCUCCAUGCUCUUACUGGCAAUGAAUGUGUAAUUCUGUAUCACUUGGCAGGAUGGGGUCUAACGCGUUCCAACACGUUUACCUCUUGAUGGCAGCAGGCAGUGCCUUUUGCUUUUAGAGUGAUACAACGGCAUGUUUAGUUUUCUCUGGGGACUUAGCUGCACUCUGAGAUAGAUAAAAGGGAUUCCUUAGUCAUCACUUGCUUUGUUUACAUGAACACAGAUAAUUGGAAAGCAUGAUCAGAGUAAAAUGCUUCAUAUACACACGUCAAUCAGAAGAGACUGAUCCGAUCUGGCCUUUUAGGAAAUACAUUUCAUUCAGAACGAGAGGGGUGGUUUAUGCAGAUUGUUGUUCAGAUCAAUUUUCAUGUACACCGUCCAACUGUCAGGACUUGAAGACCUGGUUGACCUCUUUUUACUCAGUGCACCCAUCACCAUGUUGUGUGCAAUUUGUUCUGAACCAGAGGCUUCUUCAGGUGCUGGCCUGCAGACUACAGGGAGGUUAAUGCCCAAUGAGUUCUCUUACAAACACUAGAUAUAGUGCAAUAUUAUGACAUAAUUAUCAAUGAUACCGCACAUUUUCUAAACAGCCUUUUGAAAUAGAAAGCCAUUUCUCUUCGAAAAUGUUUAAUUCGGGUUUACACUAAAUUAUUUCUUUGGGUCUUAUGGUACAGGAGCAGAUAUUUUGCUCAUGGCUUCCUUUUUCUGCUGUUGAAUCUGCUUCCACUGCAAUUACAGCAUAUAAUGUUUCUUCCAUGCUCAGUAAGUAGGUACAUCUGAAUGGUCAAAAUUGACUAAUCUAAAAUUAUAGCCCCAAGAUAUCCCAUUAUGUCCAUUCUGCUCUGACUCUAAAGCAGUUUCCUCAGGCAUAACAUAAUCAGAGUCAUUUACUCUUGUCUGAUCAGCACUACUUCGUCAAAUGACGUAUAACUUACUUUGAGAAGGUUUGUGUUUUUCUUUUAUAAAGAAAAAAAAUAUGUAUGAAGCUAUAAAUACCUUUAUGUAAAUUACAAGGAAACAUGUAGUAAUUAAAGGGCGGGAUAUCCUUUUAUUGUUUAAAAGCUUGGUCUUAUUUUGUAAAAAAAAAAAAAAAAAAGAAAUUAUGGACAUUUCCAUGAUAAGAGCUGUGUGAAAUAUUCAACAAACAAAUAAUGUUCUAUAGUUUUAAAUGCAAUGUAUAUUGAAAUAAAUUACUUUUUCCUGUUUAAAAUGA
This is a messenger RNA of Labrus bergylta (ballan wrasse), 5239 nucleotides long. It is a transcript of the gene zfyve28, whose product is annotated as zinc finger, FYVE domain containing 28. Gene Ontology annotation, biological process: negative regulation of epidermal growth factor-activated receptor activity. NCBI's taxonomy places the organism in Eukaryota, Metazoa, Chordata, Actinopteri, Labriformes, Labridae. Gene Ontology annotation, cellular component: early endosome membrane. Gene Ontology annotation, molecular function: metal ion binding. The record is from RefSeq and is a predicted model, not a curated record.